UCUGCCCCCACUAUGUACUUUUUUACAUCCCUGCUUACGUUUGGCUGGCAUAGCCUAAGUUCCGCAUUCCCAAAUCCUCCCAGAUUGGGAUCACGUUUAAAAUCGGGCUGAUGCAACGAUUUCCACUUUUUAAAAUCUACUCUCGACCCUCGGCUGACCAGAAGAAAGGACAUUUGUUGCACCUGGGAUCAAAGUCAGCUGUGGUCACAGCCGAGUCUGACACGAUGCCAGGACAAAUCCCAGAUCCCUCUGUGACAGCAGGCUCCCUGCCCAGCCUGGGCCCACUGGCUGGGAUCUCAGCCACCACGCUGACUGACAAACUCAAAUUUGGUGACUUCCAGGAGUUUGGUACCAUGCUGUCACCUCUGCACUUCCUGGACAGUCUAGGAAAGAGGCCCCUAGUGAUCAAAACGGAGAGAGAUGAAGAGGAAGAGAGGAGGAAACGAAGACGAGAGAAAAACAAAGUGGCUGCAGCUCGAUGUCGAAACAAAAAGAAAGAGAGGACAGAUUAUCUACAAAAGGAAUCAGAGAGACUAGAGAUGUUAAACUCUGACCUUAAAGCCCAGAUUGAGGAGCUGAAGCUCGAACGACAGCAACUGAUCCUCAUGCUUAACCGCCAUCGCCCCACAUGUAUUGUCAGGACAGACAGUGUGAAAACCCCAGAGAGCGAGGUGAACCCUCUGCUGCAGCAGCUGGAGGCCAAGUGAGGGUGCGACGACUUUCGACAGUUUACAUUUGAGAAGAAGCAGCCAACUAGCAGCACUUAGCUUUGGACCUCGGUCACGGAGGAGAACCAGCCGCCAAGUCUUCCUACCUUAAGUCACAGAGCGUUACACCACAAAAUGUGGAUCCAAUAAGAUUGGAAACGGUUUUGGCAGUUAAAUCAAACUUCUCUUUGUUUGUCCAUCUUGUUUUCCCAUGUCUUUGUCAUUUUGGUCAUCAGUGCUCCCGCCACUAUCAGUAUGAAGUCAAACCUUACAUCCCAUACAUUCAGUUUGUUUUUUUAUGGUUGAUUUAUGCCAUAUGGUUGCAGAAAAGGUUUACCACUAUUUCCUAGUGGUUAAUGUCAGCUCAGUAAUUUCAGUAAGUAGUUUGGUAAUUUACUAAUUCAUUUUAUUUUAUUUUAAAAGUCUAAGCUAAAGCUGAGCUAAAUUUGAUUAAACAGCUGUCUGUUUGUCGCCAAGUUAUCAUAUAACUAUUGUUUCAACAGCAUUUCAUAUUAUUGUUUUCAAGUGAGGUUGGAGUGAUAACCUAAAAACAAUGGUUAUAUAUGUGAUCAGGCUAUAAACAGACAUCUUAUUUUAGACAUCUGUAUUCCCAAAAUGACUUUACUAAAAUGCAUUGUGUUAGUUAAUGUGAAACUGAAAUACAACUAGAAGUCAGCAGUAGGAGGAAAGAAGGGCAUGAGGAUACAUUUAGUAAAAUAGAAAGAAUAAUUACUGGAAUGCAUUAACCAUCACAUAUGGAUGAUGAUAUGUGGUGGUACAGUAUGAAGUACUUACACCCACAGAAACAGUCAGAAGCCUUUUUACUACAUACUAACCUUCAUGAUCUUCUGGUCACUUUUGUUCUUUCAUACGUUUAGUAGCAGAGCAGUUGAUCCUUUUUUAUUUUUCUUUAUUCUUAUGUUUUGGCGCAGGCGUCAUGUAUGCACAUAUAUAUAUAUAUAUAUAUAUAGACUGUUUACAUUGUACUUUAUUUUCUGUUACCAUAUUGUUACUACCAAUUAUGUUUUUUAUACUUUUGUAUAUGGUGUUAUAUUGGCAUAUAAGCUAUCACAAAAUCCCAUUUUGUAUUUCCAUAUGAAAUAAAUGUUUAGUUUCUUUUU
This is a messenger RNA of Morone saxatilis (striped sea-bass), 1828 nucleotides long. RefSeq names its product Jun dimerization protein 2a (gene jdp2a). The coding region runs from base 111 to 707 and encodes 198 amino acids. The transcript is spliced from 4 exons. The record is from RefSeq and is a predicted model, not a curated record. NCBI's taxonomy places the organism in Eukaryota, Metazoa, Chordata, Actinopteri, Moronidae. Gene Ontology annotation, cellular component: nucleus. Gene Ontology annotation, molecular function: RNA polymerase II cis-regulatory region sequence-specific DNA binding; DNA-binding transcription factor activity, RNA polymerase II-specific. Gene Ontology annotation, biological process: regulation of transcription by RNA polymerase II.